Haliaeetus leucocephalus (bald eagle) is the source of this 10977-nucleotide messenger RNA. It is a transcript of the gene COPS7B, whose product is annotated as COP9 signalosome subunit 7B. Gene Ontology annotation, biological process: COP9 signalosome assembly. The record is from RefSeq and is a predicted model, not a curated record. Lineage: Eukaryota; Metazoa; Chordata; Aves; Accipitriformes; Accipitridae. Gene Ontology annotation, cellular component: COP9 signalosome. The transcript has 7 exons. Bases 156 to 950 code for a protein of 264 amino acids.
CGCCCUUCCGCGCACCGACCCUUCCCCGCUCCUCGGCCGUGCCCCGGCGCUGCUCGGGCGUGCGGCUCCCCGAGCCCUGAGAGGCGAGCGGGGACCGGGGUGGGUGGUGAGGGGCGAGAGGGCCCCGCGGCGGGACCUCGGAUUGAAAACCUAGAAUGGCAGGAGAGCAGAAACCAUCCUGCAAUCUUCUAGAGCAGUUUAUUUUACUAGCCAAAGGUACAAGUGGCUCAGCUCUGACUGCUCUUAUAAAUCAAGUGCUGGAGGCUCCUGGGGUUUACGUCUUUGGAGAACUAUUGGAGUUAACAAAUGUGCGAGAGCUUGCUGAAGGGUCUAAUGCUGCUUAUUUCCAGUUGCUGAACCUGUUUGCAUAUGGAACAUACCCAGACUAUGUCGCAAACAAAGAUAACCUGCCUGAAUUAACAGUGACUCAGAAGAACAAGCUGAAACACUUGACGAUUGUAAGCCUGGCUUCCAGAAUGAAGUGCAUUCCCUAUUCUGUGUUGCUGAAGGACCUGGAUAUGAGGAAUCUGAGGGAGUUGGAAGAUCUGAUUAUUGAAGCAGUUUAUACAGAUAUUAUCCAGGGAAAGUUGGAUCAACGAAACCAGGUGCUAGAGGUGGAUUUUUGUAUUGGCAGAGACAUUCAGAAGAAGGACAUCAGUAACAUUGUCAAAACGCUCCAGGAAUGGUGCGAUGGUUGUGAAGCGGUUCUUUUAGGAAUUGAGCAGCAAGUACUUAGAGCCAACCAAUACAAAGAGAACCAUCACCGAACUCAACAGCAGGUAGAGAUGGAGGUCACAAACAUAAAGAAAACAUUAAAAGCUACAGCCUCGUCGUCGGCACAGGAGAUGGAACAGCAGCUGGUAGAGCGAGAGUGCCCUCCACACACAGAACAAAGGCAGCCCACAAAGAAGAUGUCCAAAGUCAAAGGGCUGGUCUCCAGCCGUCACUAGAACAUACCAUCUAAAUGUCAUUCAGCUAGGAAUGACAACAGGAGGAGCAAAAAAGGGCCUGUGUCUCCUUUUUCAGUGGGUUCUGGGCCAGUCACUUCCAGGCUGGCAAAUAAAAGCCCUGUUUGAUUGCAGCUCCCAGUUAGCAGCACCUGGCUAAGUUACACUGUGCAGCCUCUAUUAAUUUCCAGGGUGUCCCUGUUCUGGCCCUGUAAAGAGGGACUUCUAAAGAGAGGGACUAAUGAAAAGGGGCAGGAAAAAAAAAAAAAAAAUCUGUGAACAGUUUUGCUCCCUCCCAGCCAGUCUCAUUGCUGCUUAACCUUGAGGAAGCUGCUCUGCUAUGCUGUACUAAAUCAGAUCCUGGGAGAACUUCUGUAGCAAGUGUCUGAAUCCCAGGGUUGAAGUGUGGCUACCAAAGCCAGGCUGGGAGUGAGGAAGCCAUCAACACAGAUCUUUUCAUUCCCAAAGGGACCGCAGAAAGGUUUCUAGGCCAGGAACUGCUUUACAAGGAAGUCUUCAGCCUUUCCACUACCCCUGUCUAUUUUAAACUGGGGUGAAAUUCACACUACCUCGCCCUGUGAAGAUGAGAUUCAGUGCUGGGCUGUUUACUUAACUGUUUGUUUACUGCCCUUACUAAGCCCUUUAAUCUCUCACAGAUUUAAAGCACUGUUCUGCAUCUCUGAGGCAUCAAUACUAUAAGGAGGAAGCAGGCUGCUCUUUCAAGCCUUCCUUCUUGCAGGUGGUUAGGGGCAUACUAGAAACUGUGUUCCUUCUGAAUGUGAUGUGACCUCCCAGAGCUGCUUGUGAGUUGUUUCCCCUAUUGAUACCUUCAAAGGGUAAUGCAUUUGCUCUUCCUUGGAUGCUAGCGACAGUGGUCUGCAUGGGAGAAGAGCCCGUUUAGCAUUGUGGCAGGCUAGUGGCCCAGGACCCACUGGCAGGGGUCGCAGCAGCAUCCCCUUGCUGAAGCAAUGGACUUGACUAGGCUUUCUGAAUUUUGAACACUUUCAGGUUGUAUUUUCCUCCCUUUUUUUGUACGUUGUUGUGAUUCUAAAGCAUUUCAGCCUUUGUUUUGUGUUUUUUAUUUGUUACAGACUAACUUCAGGUGAUUUGCACCUAGUUUGGCAAGGUGUGGGUUUUUUUUUUAGGGGGGAGGAUGGGGUUGGCAUUGAAACAGCAAUUCACAAAAAAGCACAUUUUAGAAAAAAAUUAAAAAUGCUGAUUUAAUGUCAGAGUGUGGAGUCUUGGCUUUGAGGCUGCUUUAGACUCGUAGUCCAACAGCACUUGUUCACUUGAGCAUUUACUUGGUUCUUGAUGUUAUAGUAUCAGAAGGUCUGACUAAUCUCCCUGAUGCAGUGGCGAGGCAGGGAAGUGCUCUUCCCAUUUUGUCAGUAGUUUGUCCAAAUUUGUGCAGAAGGAUCUGUGGCAAAGCCAGUAGCUGAGCCCAAUGUCCUGAGCCUGAAGAUCUUUGAUGCCUGAUUGUGGAAGGUUUGUAGUUGUGCUCUGACUUAGGCCAAUCAAUUCCUUCCUCUAGGUCUAGCAGAGCACUGCUUUGUAGUUCAGCCCCUGCAUUUCACUUCACUCCAUGCUGUAAAGAGAAGGGCUUUCCAUGAGCAGGCAGGAGAGCUGUUUAAGCAAAGGACUGUGACAAUGCUCCAGUCCUGCAGCCAGCUGUCACCUGCACUUGCUUGUGCAAUGCACGUGCCUUCCUCUUAUUGCUACCAGAAUUCUUUGCCAUCUGUGUGUUUUUAGUCCUCAGUCACAGGACUUGUACACUUGUGAAAGUAAAUUCCUCUCCUUUUCUUCUGCAGUGCAGGCACACCAGCUUCUAAUCUUGGGAGGUGGAUCUAAAUACCUCCCAUCCAGUUGCCUCUGGGUCAAGUCCCUUGGUUUCUGAUUCUCUGCCAACUCUCUCUCCCCCUAGAAAUGCUAGCCAAAAAAUUCCUAGGGAAGGAUGUUAAGUGAAUAAACCCAGAGCACGAAGCCUUCCCCUAUAUCUUAAGGGAACUGUUUCUCAAGCAGUGGCAGUACUAGUUUCUGUACUAGCUUCUCCCAGUGUUUAGCUGACAGCUUCUCAGGAGGUGUAGGUCGACUUUUUGUGCCCAAGUCUAAUAGAUCUGUGUGAUGGAAAUGAACUAAGUCCGUUUCUGGCUUCCUGCGUGGACAGCUGCAGUGUACUGGUCAUCCAGUUCUUCACUAGAUUUGACUAGUGAGGAGGGGUUCUGUGGUCCUCACUAGCUGUUUUCUUUCCUUCCCAUUUUUAGUAUCAGUCCUGCAAAGAGACAGGAGGAAUACAAAUGCCAUUGGAAGUCAUUUUAGCUCCUCGGCAAGCCGCAGUCUGCUGGGGAAAUAGAUGUGAAUUUGGCAUCCUUGGUGUUUAUUCCCUGCCAGUUACAGGAGUCACAUUAGUUUGCUGAAGCUUCUUUAGUGUUGGAAGUUUCUGAGUUUGUUCUUACGUUUUUGCUGUUCUCAAAGCCUGGCUGGGGGUGAAGAUCUUAUUUAUGCUUCGGUACACAUUGCCUUUGAUCAGCAAAGAAGCAAGGGAGGAAAUAGCACUUUCAAUAAAGAGCUGUCCCAUGCUUGACAGCGACAGAGGACAGAGAAGGGAAUGGGGUAUUGGAGGGAACUGAGCUGUUUGCAUGUUUGGCUUUCCUGGUGUGCCAGCAAUGCGCUUGGUGCCGCAAAAGGAGGGGGGGUGUCUUUGCAAUGAGCCCAGUCUGAGAUGAGUCAUUAACAAAUGACAUGCACAGAGUACCUGGGGGAGGCAAACAGCUCUGCAGCAGCUGGUUAAUGAAUCUGGCUUGAAGGAAAGAGUUAGAAGCUAUUCCAGGAAUGAAGCAGAAGGCAUAGUUGUUAACAGGGAAGGAUGCAGGAGGUGCUAUGCUGUUUGAGAAGGACAACAGAUAAAGACUGCAUUGACUCCCUGUGAGUGCAGGGAGGGCAGCAGCUCGGAGCAGAGUUGUGUGAAUUAGGGGCUGGUGGGGGCUAAAUUGCGGAAAAUUUCAAGUGGGAAGUGCCUGGGGAGCCUAACUGUGGGCAAGAGGGAGAUGGAAGCAGAGGUGGAUUUGAUGCAAACUCCCAUGUAUUGCUUGUGCCUGCUGGAGGCAGCUACCGCCGUUUGUCUGAGCACUGCUGGACACUGCUCCCUGAUGUGGGGAGAGCAUCCUGCCCUACUUUGUUUUAUGGCAGCAAUGGGCUGCUCCAGCUGCAGCUCACUUCAAGAUUGCAGCAGGACAGAGUUUGAGCUAUUGAACUUCUGUUUGCAGCUUCCACCCGGAGGGAGACAAAGUAGAUGGAGCUGCCUUCCCUCUGCUCUUCAGGGCUUUAUUGUCUAGCUUCGUGUUCUGUAGCUCCACUUGUACUAGUGCUUGUUUAAUAUGGAAUUGAGCACUGAGCUGGAAAAUGGAAGAGAGGAUCUCAGCUGAUUGCAGUGCUGGUAGACUGCCCUAGCCCUAAAGCUGUGCCUCAUGCUAACAAAUGUCCCUGGCAUUCCUGCUGUGACUCAGUUGAUACCAGCUAACAUCAGGCAAUUCUGGAACAUGAUAAAGCAGUGCUGAUGUCAAUCUUUUUACAGAAAAAAGUUUUGGCUCAAAAUCUAUUGUUCUUUUAUUUCCCUCCUCACCUCCUUAGAUAAGUUGAAUGCUAGCUUAGUCUUCUGUCGAGAGCAGGAGGGAAAAUCAGUGAUGCUGACAGACCCUUUUGUGUUCAGAUUUGCGACCCAUCCUGCAAUCAGUCUUGUGCAGACUUCUGAAAUCCCAUGGGUGCUUGUGGAGCUGCAUGCAGGCUUGCAGGUCUCUCUCCAUGGAUUGGCUACAGGAGUAGGACCUGCAGAGCUGCUCUCCAGGGUGAAGCUGGGGAAAGUGAAGCUUUUGUUCCCAUAGAAGAGAGUGGUGGUAAGAGAUGGCCAUUUUCCCAGCAGCACUGCAAAGUGAAUUUUGCUGAACAGCUUUCUCUUCCUGGAAGAAUGGAAAAUGAUAAAGAAUCCAGUGGGUGUCUUUGUGUUUGCUUGUAGUGUUCUGCUUAUCCUAUGAAGGGAAAAUGCAUUGGUCCUUGUGUGCAAAAAGGAAGUUGGGCUUACUCAUUGCAGGGGAGGCAGAAGGAAGAGUGCCAUCAGCUUUGAUAACUGUAUCAGAAUGUAACAAAUUGCAUGGGUGCACCAGACUUUUCCUAAACUUUCAGUUCCGUACAGGUUUAUAGGAGUGCAUCUAAGCUGUUUAAAGAGGCCUCCGAUUUUUAAAACCACAUAAAGCCCACUUCCUGCUGGGGUAAAACAGUCAAAGCUUAUGCAUUCCUAGGUGUGUUGGUGCUGCUGUUUGUUACUUCAGUAUCUGAGACUGUUGCAAACUUUGCAAUGGGGAGAAAUAUUGCUCUUUGUUAUUCUGAAUAAUGGGCAAAUGGUGAAAGUAAAGAACCUGCCUCACAAGUAUAAGGACCUAGCUAGCCAUAUCUGACACCUACUCCCAUACGAAGUUUUCUGUUGGUUCCCUGCCCUGCCCCACUAAGUCCUUUAUAGCAUCUGACCUAAUGCAAGGGAACCAAAACCUGAAUCUCUCUAGUUUAUUUUUUUGUUAUCUGAGAGAGAGUAACCUAGGGGCAUCAGGAAAUGUAAAUUAAAGUUUAGAGUGAUCUCAGUUCCUACUUGUAACCUCAACCUUGUAUUUUUAUUAUGGAAUUUUAACCUGACAGUCUGAUUGAAUUUCUCGGCAGAGUUUUUAGAAAUAUGUCAUUGUUUCACUCUGCUCCAUGGCGAAGGUCGGUGUCUCUCAGGGACUGUUGACAUUUUGCUGAUAUUCCAUCAAGUUUGGCCCUACCACAGAGCUACCAGAGGUAAGUGAUUGAAGAUAGAGAGGUGUACUGUAAAGGAAGUGUAUUUACCCCGUAGCCUGACUUGCUGUACCCUGCUUCUUAGUGGCACUGUGGUGGUACCUCCAUCUCUGAUUAGUGAACCAGGCAAAGGAUUGGGCAGAGCAGCACUUUGCUCCCUGUCUUCAAAUACACAGGCACACAUGCUGCAGCUUCCCACAGUGUGUAGACCUCGUGAGAUGCUCUGAUGUAUUUGCUACAGGCUACAAAUUGCAUGAGUGUGAUAGCUGUGACCAUGGCUUUUUCUCGUCAAGAAGACAAGAUGUCCCUGCUCUAGUGAAUGAGCAUGCACACUGGAAAUUCUAGGUAGUAAUAUGAUGCCAUAAGGUCAUUUAACAGUCCUGAAAUGUGUAUUUCCCCACAGAGCGCAAAAUAAUUUGUGCCAGUAGUCCUUGCUUCAAGUAGUUGUAGUAGAAGAUAGGACACCCUUCCACAGCUCCAGGUCUCCUAUAGAAAGACUUGUGAAUCUCAGUAUCAUUAGGGCAUUUUUCAAAUGCUUGUGCACACGCGAUACCUCUGUGUUUCCAGAAUAGCUGAUUGUGGUGGGUGAGUGAAGCCUUGGUCCAUCAGAGAUUGGCCUUUUUGCCAGUAUUUUGAGCUUCUCUGACUGUAGGGUUGUAUCUUCAUGGGUAUGAAGUUUGGCAGUUGUGCUGUCUAGCCCUCCAGACUCUUCCUGAAGAUGCUGUUUAUCUCACCAACCCUAAUGUUUCACUUACAGUCUCAUGAUCAGCACAGUCCUAAGGGUGCCUUGCACUGAUGCAAUAAGUAAUGUCUUGGUGUUUCAUUGUCACCUUCGCAGCUGUUAGAGAGCACCAGUUCCUACAGGAUCACCCGCCAGCUGUGAUGCUAUUCCUUUUACAUCACGACUGUGAGAUGACACCUCUCCUUGCUGGCAGACAAGCCAGGUGGGUAGGCAUUGCUCCUCAGAGCUGUUCUGCAUCUAGGGAGGCGGAGGCUGUUGCCUGGUUUAGCAUAAUGGAAAUCAAGGACAAGGACAGUGUUACAAAUAAGGGGCAAAGCACAGAGCUCUGUUCUGUUCCAGCUCUGCUACAGCUGCAGAAAGCAACCUUGGGCAAAUCAGCUCCUCAGCUGCAUUUCCCAGGACAGCCUCUCUCUUGCAUGCUGACUCUGUGACAGAGAUCUGUAAAGUGCUUUGGUCUCCUGGCUGGGCAGAGGUUCAUUGUUAAUGGAAUUGAAGAUGCAUGUAUACAGGAGGAGGGGAAUCUUAAAGCUUUUUAAGCUUUUCUAGAAGUCAUCUUCCUCCUAUGUACCAUACCAUUCUUUUCCCUGAUGCAAAUGAGGUGGUCCACUGUGGGAAUAUAGGCCUGGAGUAUUAUGGGUAAUAUACCAGGUUAAUUAUGGAGGGGGCAGGAAAAAUAGCCUGUGCCGUUUUCAACAAUAUCAAAGGGAUGCUACCUAAUGAUUUUCCUAUUAGCUCUUUUCCCAGCCUGCCAGAGUCACUGCAGAAGUGUCAUUUACAAAGGCAGUUUGCAACUCAUUACCCUGGAUUUUCACUGUAGUUCUGCUCCAGAGAGUGUGGGCUUUUGCUGUGUGCCCCAACCUAAUGAAUUGCCUGAUUCCGUUAGUGCUGCCAUCCCUUCUGACAAGGUUAGUUGCUGACUGACAGGAAGGUGCCUGAAUUCAAUUCCCUUCUUGUUUUCAACUUGCGCUUGUGUCAAGCGCAGGCUCCCUCUGGAAGCUGCCCUGUGAUCCCUUCCCUUUGUUUUUCUGCAUUCUGAGGGAAGCAGCCCAUGCUUAUAGAAGUCGUAGAGCAAGUGGCAGGGGCAUGUGUGCUGCUGCCCCAGCACUCCCUGCUCAAUGCCUGAAGUCCCUUUCCAGGUGGAAAAUUCCACUGCUCUCCUGCUCUGGGGCUCUGGGCUUUUCUUUUUCGUUGUUGGUUUGGGAUUUGCUGUCACCUGAGCUACGCUUUGUAACCUUUCAGCAAUAAAUACCUUGGGAAGGCUGCAUUAAUGGUACCAGGGAAGAACGUGCAAUGUGGGCCGGGGGAACAGAACUGAUUUCCCACACAUUAAGAGGGCAGCUGUGUUCCUGUUGUGGGGGCUCCAAGGUCUACUCUGGCCUGUUUGGGCUUUGCAAGGCACUUGUACAACAGUGCUGGAGAAAGCUUUUGUUCUUUUUCACUAAAGAGCAGCGUGCUUUGUCAGGCUGGGGGCCUAUGGCUCAUCUCAUGCUAGGAAUAGCUCCUGGAGAGGAGAAAUCAAGACUGUUCCUAUGUCGUGUCACAAGUACUCCCACUUGGAAGCUGAAUGUGGCUACUGCUCGUUCAGCUGGUAAUGCAGAAAGCUUGUAGGUCCCAUGGGUGCUAGUUUGACCUAAGUGUGGACAGAGGAGCUUGGGACUCCUGCUACCCUCGCUUCCAGGUGUGUGUAUACACCUCUGUUAAAUGCCAUUCUCUGAGCCUGCUGUUGAGGUGUCAGAUGCCACUCCCGUGAGGCUGCAGCUUGCAUUCAGGACAGCUCUUGCUGUUCAUUUAUGCUGUCUCUGGGCUGGGAUGUGGCAAGGGAGUGUUCCAGUGCCAGCCCUGGAUGCUUUUACUGGAUGUCAUGAGGAUUUGACCUAGCUGGCCCACAAGGGAGGCAGUGACGUGAGGUCAAUUUGUUUAUGCUGCACGUGAUGCCUCCUCCCCUCUUAAUUAGAUUCCUGUGGCCCCUCUUUCCUGCUGGCCUUGUUUCCUACUGAGCCCUGUCAGGGAGACCCAAUUGUGGCCUUAUCAGGUGCUUGCUGUGCUCUAAUGAGCCGUUUCCAUUUCCCAUUCUGGCCUGUCCAUCGAACCGAGGAAGGUGCUUGUCAGCACUCUGAAAACUGACCUGUACUCACAAUGCCACUCUCUGCCCAUCAGAUCCACCGGUCUGGCUGUGCCACGUGGAUGCUAAGGUUGAGUGGAUCUGAAAGUUUUCCCAAGUGCUCUUUCACCCCUGAGUGCUCUUGCACAUCAGCUCACACCCCCGCCAUGGGCACAGUGUUCCUGUCCUGCAGAUGGGAGACCAGCAUGCUGAGGGACAGGGUGACUUAUCCCUGGUCAGAGCGGAAGCAGCAAAGCAAGGAGCCAAGCUGUUAUCCUGUCCCUCUGCACAGGGAGCUCUUGCUCUGAUCACUCUCCUUCUGCCAAACUGUGUCCUUUUGCAAUGCAGCUUUGUCCUUUUCCUUGGGCUUGCUCUUUUCCAGGAAGCCCAGUGGACAGAAGGAACCCGUGCUGUGGGGCUGCGCUUUUCCCUUUGGACUACGCUGCAGAGGAGAAACGGGAAUCCAGACCAUACGCAACCCCAGGCUGUGAUCUCUGGGAUCUCCCCCAACCUAAACUCAGGUUGUGCCUCACUUUGGUGGUCAUAUUUUGUGGAUUGAAUUCCUGAGACUGAGUUCCCUCUGCUCUGUUGAGGAGAGACCCUCUGUCACCAGGCAGAUGGUUUCAUUCCAGCUCUGGCUUUGCAGCAAAAAGCCAAAACUGGAAGAGGAAUUGGCCCCACCUUGGUCCCAGCCUGGUACUCUGUUGCAGUCACUACUCUGGCUUCAUGCUCAAGGACCAGGACCCUGAGGGGGACCUGCAUACCAUCUUCUUACACCACUGUUCAGACCUGAUGUGCAAGGUCUGCACAGUAAGUGAUUCCGUAUUGUCCCUUAGGUUUGCUGGGUGACAGUGGACAGUCCCCUCUAAUGGGCAUCUCUUUAGGAGCUCCUGGUACAGCCCCUCCUUCCCUCUAAAGGUGUGCAGAGCUGGUAGGGUGACCUUCAUGGGUGUUAUAUUUGCCUCACAGAGCCCUGACAAUGAGUUGUCAUUACCUACAGACAUCUCUGGAGGGUUCUAGCUGACCUUCAGUCAGGGCAUGAGCUGCCAGCUGCCCGUCCUGCCUGCCUUCCUCCCAGCCCAGCCUCCCAGGGUCUUGAUUUUGUUCCCCAUAGGCAACGUCUUUCGUCGUCUGUCAGCUGCUGCUCCCCAUCCAGCUGGACUCUGUGGGCACUGCGAGGUGGGUACCUCUCUGUGAUGGAGGCUUUGCUCGUAUGAGGCUAGAAAUGUCACAUGCGUGCUCCUAACCUGAUUGACCUGUUGGGUGUCUGGAUGAAUCUACUUGUUCUGUAAACUUUAAUGUUCUCUAAUAGUUGGGGAGAGUCUGGAUGGAGGUUUCUAUGGUUUCCUGGUGGUUGCUACGGAAAAGGACCUCUCUGCCUCUAGGUCUUGGUGACUUUCUUUUUGCCCUAUCCUAGGCACCGGAGCCCAGCAGAACAUAAUGCUUGUUGUUUCCCAGCCCACUACAAUGGUCAGGGCAUAAUUUGUGACUCCCGUCACGGCUGGGCUGGGUGCCUGCCACUCUUUUUCCUUUUUCUUUUUUUUUUUUUUUUCUUCUUCUUCUAAGGCCUCUUUGAAGAAUGAGACCAAAGAGCCUUCAUGCAGGAGUUUGUGUGUUUGCUGCGCUUCCCACCCCCUCACUUGCUGUUUCCUUUAGAGCUCCAAGUCAUUUUAACGAUUUAUUUCAUGCACUUUACAUAGCAAGAAGCUGUAGCAACAGCUGUGUCCGUGAAUCCUUACCAGACAGCCCUCAGUAUAUUUUGGUCUGUCUAUGUAUUGUCCCAGGCACAGUUAAAUAAAUCUCUGCUGGAGGAAGGGACUUUACAGCUUAGCGGCAAAGGUUUGGCGAAUGGGAAUGUCAACAAGAUACUUAGUGAGCUGCUGGAUUCUAGAGUAACAGCACCUCUGGCAUAAAGCUCUGCUUCCGUUAGUGCAGCUGGGGGCCAGAUCCAGCAUGGUCUUUUUCUUGCUGUCAGCAGGGACUGUGUCUCCCUACAGUGCCCAGUGAUAAAGCUAUAGUUACGGGACAAAAUUUGGACCCAAACCUGCAGACUGGAAGUGGUUAAAAUGUGUCUAGGCCAAAUGCUGUUCUUGUUGCGCUGCUAUCAGUCUGGAUCUAGGCUAUUGAACAUGAUGGGCUUAUUUCCACUGGUGCUGUUCAGGAUCUGGGCAUAAAUGAGUUGCCCGAGGCCACGUGCUCUCUCAGGGAGCUCAGCUGUGUUCUGCAAAGGCUUGCAGCUGCAUGCAGCACCAGGCAGGAUUUGGUCUGUCAGAGCAUCACAGGAUUGGGUGCAAGUUUACUUUUGCAUAUGGGAUCAAAGCUUAAAAUAUCGGCUGGCCUUUCUCUCGCUCCUGACUUUUCUAAAA